GCGGGGCCCGGGGCGGCGGGCCGGGGCGGGAAGGCGGGCGGCCUGCGGCUUCCCUGGGGACCGAGACCGCGGAUUUCCCCAGCCCAGGACUAUGACUUAUUGAUUACAAAGGACUUCUCCAAAUAUUUUGCACUUUUGGUUGUGUAUUAUGGAGACCAAGGAAGAGAAGAAGGAACGGAAACAGAGUUACUUUGCUCGGUUGAAAAAGAAAAAAGCCAAACAAAAUGCAGAGACAGCAUCGAGUGUAGCUACAAGGACUCAUCCUGGGAAGGAGGAUGUUAAUUCUGUCAUUUUGGAACAAGACAAGUGCAGCGUUGCUGUGGAAGAGGAAUAUGUUACUGAUGAGAAGAAAAAGAGGAAAAACAACCAGCUAAAGGAAAUCAGGCGUACAGAGCUGAAGAGAUAUUAUAGUGUUGAUGACAAUCAAAACAAAGCACAUGAUAAAAAGGAGAAGAAGAUGGUUCAGAAGCCCCACGGAACCACGGAGUACACGGCUGGAAGCCGGGACACCCUAAACUCCAUAGCGCUGAAGUUUAACAUCACUCCCAAUAAAUUAGUGGAGCUGAAUAAGCUGUUCACACACACUCUUGUUCCAGGCCAGGUCCUCUUCGUGCCGGACGCCAGCUCUCCCGCCAGCACCCUGAGGCUCUCAUCCCCCAGCCCUGGUGCCACUGUCUCUCCUUCGUCAUCGGAUGCCGAGUACGACAAGCUGCCUGAUGCUGACUUAGCAAGAAAGGCCUUAAGACCCAUAGAAAGAGUCUUAUCAUCUACUUCAGAAGAAGAUGAGCCAGGCGUGGUGAAAUUUCUAAAAAUGAAUUGUCGCUACUUCACCGAUGGAAAGGGUGUGGUCGGAGGCGUCAUGAUUGUCACCCCCAACAACAUCAUGUUCGACCCUCACAAGUCUGACCCCCUGGUGAUCGAGAACGGGUGUGAGGAGUAUGGCCUCAUCUGCCCCAUGGAGGAGGUCGUGUCCAUCGCUCUGUACAAUGACAUCUCCCACAUGAAGAUCAAAGAUGCCCUGCCAUCUGACCGACCUCAGGAUCUUUGUCCUCUGUACAGGCCUGGAGAGUGGGAAGAUCUGGCUUCAGAAAGGGACAUCAACCCAUUCAGUAAGUUCAAGUCCAUCAAUAAGGAAAAACGGCAGCAGGACGGAGAGAGGACCGGGACUUCAGAUUCCAUGUCAGCAGGCUCCCCGGAGAAAUCCACAGAGUACGCACAGACAGAGCCCACGGGCAGCUCCAUAUCAGGGAAAUUCAAGAAACUGGAACCCACCAGGGAGACCUCUGGUGGAUUUCCCACAGUGACUAAACUGGGCAGGGAACCUUCAGAGAUACACCCUAAGUUUGAAUCUACAGCCAAAGAAAACUGCCUCGUAGGGGAAGAUGAGGACUUUGUGGACUUGGAAGAGCUUUCUUCUCAGACGGAGAGUAGAAAGGAGAAAAGGGACACCUUGAAGGAGUGCCUUUCAGCUGACCCAGAGGCACGGAAGAAGACGGAGUCGAAAACAGACACUUGCGCUGUGGAAAUGCAGGUGCAGUCGGCUCUCAGUGUCCUGGCCGCAGAGAGCGAUGCUGAACUGAAAGGGACCCUGGAUUCAGAAACCUGCGAGAAGCAAGAUACAGUGCCGGAAGUGGACAAGCAAUCUGGCUUCCCAGAAAGCCAAGUGGAAAACUCACUGAACAUACAUGAAGAUCUAGAUAAAGUUAAACUCAUUGAGUAUUACCUAAAUAAGAAUAAAGAAGGGCCACCGCUGUCUGAAAAUUCGCAGAUGGCAGAAUUGAGUGAUGGCAAAAGUGUUGAACCGGUGGGGAUAGACAUCACCCUUAGCAGCUCCCUUCUCCGGGCAGGCGAUCUGCCAGCUGAGAGCACUCAGCAACCGGAUAAGACCCGGAAAGAAGAGAGAGCGCCUCUUGCUCUGAAAGUGGACACUGGUGCGGGAGAAAACAGGAUUAAAGAGUCUCUAGACUCCGCUUUGGAACCAACCCCGGACAACAGCUGCCCUGGCGCCCAAAUGGACAGUAAAUCUGAAAUUCAGUUAUGGCUGUUAAAGAGGAUUCAGGUGCCCAUCGAAGAUAUCCUUCCUUCAAAAGAAGAAAAGAGCAAGACCCCACCCAUGUUUCUGUGCAUCAAAGUGGGCAAGCCAAUGAGGAAAUCCUUUGCCACUCACACCGCCGCCAUCGUCCAGCAGUACGGCCGACGCAGGAAGCAGCCUGAGUACUGGUUUGCGGUGCCUCGGGAGAGGGUAGACCAUUUGUACACGUUCUUCGUCCAGUGGUCUCCUGACGUCUAUGGGAAAGAUGCCAAAGAGCAAGGCUUCGUGGUGGUGGAAAAGGAAGAGCUGAAUAUGAUCGACAACUUCUUCAGUGAGCCGACAACCAAGAGCUGGGAGAUCAUCACUGUCGAGGAGGCCAAGCGUAGGAAGAGCGCGUGCAGCGACUACGAGGACGAGGACGAGGAGGGGCUGCCCGUGCUGCAGCCGCACAGCGCGCUCCUGGAGAAUAUGCACGUCGAGCAGCUGGCCCGGCGCCUCCCCGCGCGGGUGCAGGGGUACCCAUGGAGACUGGCCUACAGCACGCUGGAGCACGGAACCAGCCUGAAAACGCUCUACCGGAAGUCGGCAUCGCUGGACAGUCCUGUGCUGCUGGUCAUCAAAGACAUGGACAACCAGAUUUUCGGAGCCUAUGCAACUCAUCCCUUCAAGUUCAGUGACCACUAUUACGGCACGGGAGAGACUUUUCUCUACACGUUUAGCCCUAAUUUCAAGGUUUUUAAGUGGAGUGGAGAAAAUUCAUAUUUUAUCAAUGGAGACAUAAGUUCUUUAGAACUUGGUGGUGGAGGGGGACGAUUUGGUUUAUGGCUCGAUGCUGAUUUAUACCAUGGACGAAGCAACUCCUGCAGCACUUUCAAUAAUGAUAUUCUUUCCAAAAAGGAAGACUUCAUAGUUCAGGACCUAGAGGUAUGGACAUUCGAGUGAACUUCAGGCUGCCUUAAACUAUCCCACAAGAAAGACGGGGUUGGCGCAGUCCUCCCAGCUGGCUGGAAGAUGGAGAAGGUCCAGCCCCCGCUGCCUCAUCCGACCACAAUGCUUUCUUUCUGCCGUCAGCUCUGAGCAUGCUCACCUUGCAGAAAGGCCCCGAAAGGUACGUGUGGAGGGCAGACGCCGGAGAAAGACCUUUGCCAUCCCGAUCGGAGAGAAAGACUUUGUACUUCCGCCUCUUCCACAUCCACACAAGGAAUCGGAGUGUUCGUAGAUGUAUGAGUUGAAUGCAAUUUUUAUUUUUGGUAACUGUGAAAAAAUAAAUACUGUGGAAAUAUAUACAUGCCUUGUGUAUUUAUCAGCAUAAUUUUCAUUACCAAAAUGUACAGCUGUUGUUUGCCAUGGUUAGUGUGAUUUAGAAAAUUGAAAGGAAAUAGUACUGAAAAGGAAUGUAUGAUUUUUUUAAAAAAAUGCUUUAUUUAUAUCUAAUAUGUUGUCUGAAAUGUGUUAGCAGGUUUUUUUUCUUUUUCAUGUGUCAGAUCUUGAAAUAUACAUUUUGUGCUAUAUUGGGGAAGAAGUUUGUUUUAUAUAGUUUUAUAUUUUUUUUUGCCCUGAUUGUUUAGGGUGAUAAACCUUAAUAUUUCUGAAUUUCUAAAAGCUCAUGACCAAGGUUCAUUGAUUGUUAUAUAGGCCAGCAUUUUUUUUAGUCAUUAAAAGGGUACAUUUUAAAUUACUUACCCUGAACAAGUAUGUGUGAAGCAGAAAAUCCCAUUUCUUACAGUUGGGAGUUCAUAUUUAUAAAAAUGGCUACCUUUAUGAACUUAGAUUUAGAACAAACCCUGCUUCUGAAAAGAGAAUGUUUUUCUCCUUCUAAAAUCGUGUGUUGAUAAUGAACUUUAUUUUCAUAGUGCUUAUUUGCACAGCCCACCCCACCUGUUUACAUUAAUGAGCAAGCCUCUGUUUUAAAAGGGACCAAGUGUUUUAAUUUCUGUAUUUCUGAAGUCAAAAUGUACAAUUGGACCAGUUGUCUUGGUUUCUAAGCUCUUGUUUGAGAAAAAAAUAAUAUAAAGAAAUGGAUUCAUAUCCAAAUUAGAAUUUUAAAACAACUUUUUAAAACCUCAACCCAUUUUUACAUCAUAAGAAAAACUUAACCAAUAUUAUUGUCAGACUUGUAUGAAAACCAAAGAUUGCUAGUGGAAAAAAACUGAAUAAUAACCAAGGCUGAGAAAUGAUGUGUCACAAAUUAUUUCCCCAGUGAUCUUUGCAAGGAAAAAUAAAUAACAGGCAGUAUUUACAUGUCAUUAAAAAAAAAAAAGAAAAAUAGUUUUCAGAAUAUUAUUUUACUCUUCUUUUUAGACUAUUUACUAGAGGACAAAUUGCCCAUUGACCUGUUGGCCGGCAGUUUCCAUACUAUACUCCCUUUCCAUGCAAGGUCAGGUGAAUGCUGUAAACCUCCAAGUCUGUGGCCCAGGUGUCCUUUUAGCCAAGUUGUCCUGUUGGGAUCUUUUGAUGAACAACCUUUCGGCAGCUCAGCCGAUCUGCUCAUUAAACAGCGAGUUUGUGUGAGGAAUCAGGACUGUCUCAUGGUCACCACACUGACCAUUCCAGCCAUUCGCAGCCAUGUGCUAUUAUUAAACAAAUGGUCAUUCCUCAUAGAAUUCACUCUCCCCUAGUUUAGUCCAUGAUACUGUACUCCUGAGAGCAUCUCCAGCUGUUGUGUUCUCUAUUUAAAGCAGUAUUGUCCAGUCGGAAAUGUGUGACCCUUUAUUUAUGGAUACUGACUAUAUGUAAUGCAGUGCUACCCCAAUAUUUUCAAUAAAGGAACUUACACCUUCA
Molecule: messenger RNA, 4813 nt
Organism: Chinchilla lanigera (long-tailed chinchilla)
Lineage: Eukaryota; Metazoa; Chordata; Mammalia; Rodentia; Chinchillidae
Gene: Ncoa7
Product: nuclear receptor coactivator 7
Exons: 16
Coding region: 149-2974 (941 amino acids)
Biological process (GO): regulation of transcription by RNA polymerase II; response to oxidative stress
Cellular component (GO): nucleus
Source: RefSeq, a predicted model, not a curated record